Molecule: messenger RNA, 606 nt
Organism: Ilex paraguariensis (yerba mate)
Lineage: Eukaryota; Viridiplantae; Streptophyta; Magnoliopsida; Aquifoliales; Aquifoliaceae
Source: the annotation of a GenBank genome assembly
AUGAACAAGAUUGUGGAAGAUUGCACGGAUAAGGAUGACCUACUCAAGAAUCGUUGUCAAGGAACUCCAGAUCAAUGUGGAAACCACCGGUUGCCAAAAAUUGUGUCGUUGAAGCAUCACUGGUGGUGGAUGAUGAACACCGUGUGGGAUGGGUUAAAGGAGACUCGUGUGCACUUGGGUCAUAUUCUUUUCAUAGAGGAGGACCACUUCAUUUUUCCCAAUGCCUACCGCAAUUUGCAGUUACUUACUCAAUUGAAACUGCAUAAAUGUCCUGAUUGCUAUGCCGCAAAUCUGGCACCAUUUGAUGUGAAGUCAAGGGGAGAGGGGUGGGAGAGUUUGAUUACAGAGAGAAUGAGUAAUGUAGGUUAUGCAUUUAAUUGGACUGUGUGGAGGAAGAUACAUAACAAGGCAAGAGAAUUUUGUUUCUUUGAUGAUUACAACUGGGAUAUAACAAUGUGGGCAACUGUUUAUCCUUCAUUUGGAGGUCCUGUGUACACGCUACGAGGGCCAAGGACAAGUGCUGUUCACUUUGGCAAAUGUGGUUUGCAUCAGGGGCAGGGGGAGAAAGAUGCUUGUUUGAUAAUGGUGUGGCGAAGGUUGAAGUAG